Messenger RNA from Myotis brandtii (Brandt's bat), 1653 nucleotides. RefSeq names its product serine/threonine/tyrosine interacting protein (gene STYX). Bases 99 to 770 code for a protein of 223 amino acids. The record is from RefSeq and is a predicted model, not a curated record. Gene Ontology annotation, biological process: negative regulation of protein binding; protein dephosphorylation; regulation of ERK1 and ERK2 cascade. Gene Ontology annotation, molecular function: protein tyrosine/serine/threonine phosphatase activity; F-box domain binding. The transcript is spliced from 11 exons. Lineage: Eukaryota; Metazoa; Chordata; Mammalia; Chiroptera; Vespertilionidae. Gene Ontology annotation, cellular component: cytoplasm; nucleoplasm.
UUUUCGGCCCUCCUUCCUCUACCGCCGCUGCCGGCCCGACGGUCGGGCUGGCGAAUCACUCUACUCCCACCCCACCCACCAGUCCGCCGGCCGGGAUCAUGGAGGACGUGAAGCUGGAGUUUCCCUCGCUCCCGCAGGGCAAAGAAGACGCCGAGGAGUGGACCUACCCUAUGAGACGAGAGAUGCAGGAAAUUUUACCUGGAUUGUUUUUAGGCCCAUAUUCUUCUGCUAUGAAAAGCAAGCUACCUAUACUACAGAAACAUGGAGUAACCCAUAUCAUAUGCAUAAGACAAAAUAUUGAAGCAAACUUUAUUAAACCAAACUUUCAACAAUUAUUUAGAUAUUUAGUCUUGGAUAUUGCAGAUAAUCCAGUUGAAAAUAUAAUACGUUUUUUUCCCAUGACUAAAGAAUUUAUUGAUGGGAGCUUACAAACUGGAGGGAAAGUUCUUGUCCAUGGAAAUGCAGGGAUCUCCAGGAGUGCUGCCUUUGUUAUUGCAUACAUUAUGGAAACAUUUGGAAUGAAGUACAGAGAUGCAUUUGCUUAUGUUCAAGAAAGAAGGUUUUGUAUUAAUCCUAAUGCUGGAUUUGUUCAUCAACUUCAGGAAUAUGAAGCCAUCUACCUAGCAAAAUUAACAAUACAGAUGAUGUCACCACUCCAGAUAGAAAGGUCAUUAUCUGUUCAUUCUGGUACCGCAGGCAGUUUGAAGAGAACACAUGAAGAAGAUGAUGAUUUUGGAAGCAUGCAAGUGGCUACUGCACAGAAUGGCUGACUCAAGAGCACCAUAGAGGAUGUGAAUUUCUAUUUGGGAAGGAGGAAACACUACAGACAAUACUAAUGUAAAGUGGUAAAAACACAAGUAGUUUCUUUUCAAUUAUAUGUUGCUUCCAGAUGUGUUUCUCUACAACUUAUUAAGCAACAUUGUAAGAUUUCUGCAAUAGAUGGCACUGAUGGUUUUACUCCUUUUCUUUUUAUUAACACUUUACAGUUUUAUUAUAAACUAAAAUUUUGGACUUGCAAAGAGGUAUUAUUGCAAUAAUGCACUUUUCAUACUUGAAAUUUAUUUGUAUGAUAUAAAGUUACUACUUUAAACAAAAUGCAAAGUUAGGGGAAUUUGUUUAUAAAAUUUGGGUAAUUUAUAACAAAAUUUCCUAAAGUUUGCUAAAAAUUCAUUUUGUGUUCUAUAUAUUACAUUUAAAAAAAUAAUUUUACAGUUCAAUUUUAUGAUGGAGCCUCUUACAGAAACAUUAACAAAUGCAGGAACCUGUCACCUUUCUUUUUUAUUAUAAUUAAAUAGCUUAAUAACCUUUUUAUUUUUUAAAACAUCUUCAUCCCUUAUCACUAAUCUUGAAAUCAUGACAAUAAGCCAACUAUUCUUACUUUAAGAUGAUCCAAGUAUUGCUUCCUUUCCUAUUACCUUUCUAAUUUAUUUAGUCUAUAGAAGAAAAAUAUCUAAUGAACAAAAGAUGCAUUGCUUUAUACCAGAUGCUCAAAAACAAGGAGAGUGUUAGAUUUUCAAGUGACUUUCUUUUCACAUUUCUUAGAAGCCAAAUGUUGUUUGUUCUUUUUAGAGUUGCUUAGCCCAAUUUUUUGUCCAAAAUGGUUCUAAAUAGACUAUAAUAAACCAAUGUAGCACCAUUUUUUUCCUAAAUGAA